This is a messenger RNA of Elaeis guineensis (African oil palm), 1972 nucleotides long. RefSeq names its product allene oxide synthase 1, chloroplastic. NCBI's taxonomy places the organism in Eukaryota, Viridiplantae, Streptophyta, Magnoliopsida, Arecales, Arecaceae. The record is from RefSeq and is a predicted model, not a curated record. Gene Ontology annotation, biological process: sterol metabolic process. Gene Ontology annotation, molecular function: oxidoreductase activity, acting on paired donors, with incorporation or reduction of molecular oxygen; iron ion binding; monooxygenase activity.
CCACCCUCUCUGCGUCCAACCCAACCGCUGCGAGUGCCGCCGGAUCCUCACCUCCCCUCUUCUUUUGUAAUAACAAUAAUACGCCCUUUGAUCCAAGAAAGAGAAAAGAAAAGAAAGAAGAACAAGUGAACAAAAAAUGGCCUCCGCCUCCCUUUCCUUCUCCUCUCCCACCAUCCCGCGCCGCUAUCAAACUCGCAUCAACCCGCGCCGCCCGAUCUCUACCCGUAUUGCCGCUUCCGUAUCGGAAAAACCUGUUACAGCAGCUCCCUCCUCCUCCUCGCCGUCUUCCAAGCUCCCGUUACGGAAAAUCCCCGGAGACUACGGGCUUCCCUUCAUCGGCCCACUUCGCGACCGCCUCAACUACUUCUACUUCGAGGGCCGCGACGAGUUCUUCAACUCCCGGAUCCGGCAGCACGGGUCAACGGUGUUCCGAGUCAACAUGCCCCCAGGUCCCCUUGUCGCCCCCGACCCCCGUGUCGUCGCCCUCCUCGACGCCGUCAGCUUCCCCGUCCUCUUCGACACCGGCCUCGUCGAGAAGCGCGACCUCUUUACAGGCACCUUCAUGCCUUCCACCGAACUCACCGGUGGCUACCGCGUGCUCUCCUACCUCGACCCCUCUGAGCCCAACCACGCCCCCCUCAAAAAGCUCCUCUUUUUCCUCCUCUCCUCCCGCCGCCACGCCAUCAUCCCCGAGUUCCGCCGGACUUUUGGGUCCCUCUUUGAUACUCUCGAAGCAGAGCUCGCCAAGAAGGGGAAGGCCGACUUUGGGGAAGCCAACGACCAGGCGGCUUUCGAUUUCCUCGCAAGAUCGCUCCUAGGCAAGGAUCCUGUCGAGACCAAGCUCGGCCUUGACGGCCCCAAAUUGAUCACCAAAUGGGUCCUCUUCCAGCUCGGUCCCCUGUUGACUUUAGGCCUCCCCAACUAUUUAGAGGAUUUCUUCCUCCAUUCCUUCCGCCUCCCGCCAGCGCUGGUCCGGGCCGACUAUAACCGGCUCGCCGAUUUCUUCCGGGAAUUCGCGGGCCCGGCGCUGGAUGAGGCGGAGCGGCUUGGGAUCUCGAGAGCAGAGGCGGUCCACAACAUCCUCUUCGCUACCAGCUUCAACGCCUUCGGCGGGAUGAAGAUCCUGUUCCCGAGCUUGAUCAAGUGGGUGGGGCGUGCCGGAGCGCGGCUCCACGGCCGGCUGGCGGACGAGAUCCGCUCGGCGGUGAGGGCCAACGGCGGCGAGGUGAGCAUGAGGGCGAUGGAGGCGAUGCCGCUGAUGAAGUCGGUGGUGUACGAGACGCUCCGGAUCGAGCCCCCCGUGCCGCUCCAGUAUGGGCGGGCGAAGCGAGACCUGGUGGUGGAGAGUCACGACUCCCGGUUCGAGGUGCGGGCCGGGGAGAUGCUCUUCGGGUACCAGCCCUUCGCGACCAAGGACCCGAGGGUGUUCGACCGGGCGGAGGAGUUCGUGGCGGAGCGGUUCGUCGGGGAGGCGGGGGAGGCGAUGCUCCGCCACGUUCUGUGGUCGAACGGGCCCGAGACGGAGGCGCCGACGACGGAGAACAAGCAGUGCGCGGGCAAGGACUUCGUGGUGCUGGUGGCGCGGAUGCUGGUGGUGGAGCUAUUCCUCCGCUACGACUCCUUCGAGAUCGAGGUGGGCUCGUCGGCGCUGGGCUCGUCGGUGAAGCUGACAUCGUUGAAAAGAGCCAGCUUUUGAGGCGGCGGCGGCACGGAGGGAUUGGUUGGUCAUUUUUGUUUGGUCUUGAGGGCGUUUUCGGGAAGAUUAGUUGACGGGUCAGAGAUAUUGGCGCUUCCACCAUGCACGUGCAAAGGAUGCAAAAAUGUAAGCAGGAUCGCCAUUAACGACUGCAGAAGUAGAUGCGUGUUUAUUGAAUUUUUAACUUAAAAUUAUCAAAUAAUUUAAUCAUGUGUCAUUGUCUCUAUAAUUAAACCUGCAAUCAUAUUGGAUGGCCCCUUUGCAAGCUCUACAUUU